Cicer arietinum (chickpea) is the source of this 1247-nucleotide messenger RNA. Its product is annotated as (+)-neomenthol dehydrogenase. Gene Ontology annotation, cellular component: membrane. The record is from RefSeq and is a predicted model, not a curated record. Lineage: Eukaryota; Viridiplantae; Streptophyta; Magnoliopsida; Fabales; Fabaceae.
CCGUCAAAAAAAAGAAAAUCAAUCUUCUCCACACACACACACACGUAUAUAUAUAGUACUAUCGUAUGCUAGUGUUUUCAUUGACAUUAUAUAAUUGGUCAUUCACACCGUGACUCUCACAUAUAGUCAUAUAUGGAACCAGAACAUUAUUUUCCUUCUGCUGCACUCUGCUCUACCAGGUGGUGGUCGAAGGAGACGGUGGCGGUGGUGACAGGAGGAAACAAGGGAAUAGGAUUUGCUGUUGUGAAGCGUCUUGCAGAGGUAGGAGUAAAUGUAGUAUUAACUGCUAGAGACAAGCAAAAAGGAGAAGGUGCUUUGAAGAGGCUUAGAGAACAAUUAGGCGUUGCUGCAUCUCAAAUCCACUUUCUACUCCUUGAUGUCUCAGAUCCCAAUUCUAUUAAAACCUUUGCAUCCUCCUUCAAAGCCAAAUUUGGUCCCACCUUGGACAUUCUUGUAAACAAUGCGGGUGUAUCAUUCAAUGAGCUGGACGAGAAUUCAGUGGGGCACGCGGAAUGCGUCAUCAAAACAAACUUUUAUGGUCCCAAAUUUGUAAUUGAGGCACUUCUUCCCCUCUUUCGUUCCUCUUCUUCUUCCGUCACGCGUAUUCUCAAUGUUAGCUCAAGACUCGGUUCUCUCAAUAAGAUGAGAAACGAGGAGAUGAAAAAAUGUCUAGAGAAUGAGGAGUUGAAGGAAGAGGAGAUAGAAGAAAUGGUGAAAAAGUUUCUAAGAGAUGUGAAAAAUGGGACAUGGAAGAGUGAAGGGUGGCCAUCCUAUUGGACAGAUUAUGCGGUUUCCAAGCUAGCUUUAAAUGCAUACUCUAAAGUAUUGGCUAAGAAUAAUAAUAACUAUAAAUUAGGAAGUAAUAAUUUGAAGAUGAGUGUGAAUUGUUUUUGCCCUGGCUUCACAAAAACAUCUAUGACAAAAGGAAAAGGCACUCACACUGCUGAUCAAGCUGCUUCUCUUGCUGCCACUCUUGUCUUGCUUCCAUCACACCACUUGCCUACAGGGAAAUUCUUCUUGCUCCGAAAUACCAACAAUCUUGCUAAUUCUAAACUUUGAUCAUCUUUAUUAUCAUUCUCAUUGCCACGCCCACUAAACAAAUCUUUUUUUUAUUACUCUAUAAAUCAAUGUUAAAUAUUAGUUUACUUUAUCUUUUUUAUUUUAUUUUAACAUAAUAGACAGAAAAGUAAUGCCUAGUAUAUGUUAUGUUUAUCCAACCUAGAUUAAUGUCAUUAUCAACUUUAAUU